Eimeria mitis is the source of this 243-nucleotide messenger RNA. RefSeq lists its product as uncharacterized. NCBI's taxonomy places the organism in Eukaryota, Apicomplexa, Conoidasida, Eucoccidiorida, Eimeriidae. The coding region runs from base 1 to 243 and encodes 80 amino acids. The transcript has a single exon. The record is from RefSeq and is a predicted model, not a curated record.
AUGAAGAAUAUGUCUCUCAUGCAGCAGCAGCAGUAUCAGCAGCAGCAGCAGCAGCAGCAGCAGCAGCAGCAGCAGACCUCUAUGAAGAAUAUGUCUCUCAUGGAGGUGCUUGAGGCCGAGCAGCAGCAGCAGCAGCAGAAGCAGCAGCAGCAGCAGCAGCAGCAGAAGCAGCAGCAGCAGCAGCAGACCUCUAUGAAGAAUAUGUCUCUCAUGGAGGUGUUUGAGGCCCAGCAGCAGCAGUAA